Molecule: messenger RNA, 1819 nt
Organism: Biomphalaria glabrata
Lineage: Eukaryota; Metazoa; Mollusca; Gastropoda; Planorbidae
Product: dynein axonemal assembly factor 3-like
Exons: 16
Coding region: 134-1690 (518 amino acids)
Biological process (GO): motile cilium assembly; axonemal dynein complex assembly
Source: RefSeq, a predicted model, not a curated record
ACUAUGUUUAUAAAUGGCGACUCUCUAGAAACAUUCCAAACCGAAAAGUAACUGUUUUCGGCAGUAACUUUCUUCAUUUCCAUUUGACUACGUAGUCUUUGAUUCGAUUGAUAUUAAUAAAAAAUAGUUUAUAAUGACAGAUUUUUAUGGUAAUAUAACUUGGUGGGGGUUCAGUCCAGCACUGGAUCUACAGGAAACAGGUUUUCAUGAAAUGUGUUCAAAGCUUUCAUGUGCUGCACCAGAGGAGCUCAACAUUCUUGUCGUUGGUGCAGGAGAUUGUCGGCAUAUCCUCAAAACAGUGGCUAGAAGCUACAGACACAUUAAACGGAAGCUGAAUUUUUAUAUAAUAGAAACAGCCCUUGAAUUAUAUGCACGUGACAUUUUGAUGAUGAUGAUUGCCCUUGAACAGCAACAAAACAUGGGUUUGCAAGACAAAGUUGAGCUGUUCCUGGAACUGUAUGGAAAUAGCCUUGUACGUCAACAAAGUAGUCAGUAUGUUCAAAGAAUGGUAGAUGAAUUAAUUAGAAUGGUCACAGAUUUUGACUAUAUGAAAAAGAAACUUCCAUUUCUAGAUUUGACUCAACUUAAGUACAAGGAAAGAGAUUUUCUAGAAAGCAUUUUUAAACUCUGGAGGAACAAAGAUAAAAAGGCAAUAUUUGAUAUUUCAAAGUGCUGGGACCUCAGACUUCGUCAGCUUUUAGGAGUUCGUUACGACAGCAGAUUAAAUGUUUUUGACUGGGAUUACAAUAUGGAACUUAUUGAACGAGGGGGCUCGAUAGUUUAUGUUGGUCAGUACAAGAAUUGGAGAAAUACUGGUGUGGCAUUUCAGAUAAGAGAAGGUACCUAUGACGUGCCAAAUAUCACCCUUGCUUCUUUGAUGGUUUUUAAAAUGGAAGGGGACAGAUUUCCUAGACGAGGAUACUGGGGCGACAUGAUUGUUUCCCCUUACAUAACAUUUGGAAUUGAAACUGAGGAGAAGUCAUUUUACAAGAAGCAGAACAACCAACAUACAAAGACAGCAGAGGAUAUAACAGAGUUCAACAUUCUGUCACUUUUCUAUGAGUUAGCUAACAAAAAACAGUACCAUCUGCCAGAACAGACCAAAUCAAAAGUGGAAGUGCCUAAGAAUUCAGCAACAUUGACAGAAAUCAAUGAAGAAGAGGAAGAGUUAGAGAAUCAAGAAAUGAAAGCAAAGAGUGAUACUGAUCGCAGUGUUAAAGACCUUAGCAUUGAAGAGUCAAAGUUGGCUGCUGCAGACAUGAAAGGCAAAGAAGAACUAUUUAUUCUAACUGAUAACAAUGCCAAAGAAAGUGAAGAUCAAAAUUUCUCUCAUUCUAAAUCUGCAAGUGAUGACCAUGAAUGGCUUCCCUUGGAUGAGGUCAAGGUUAUUUUUCUUCCACUGUCUUCUACAACAGAGCUUGUAAAGAAAAAAAAAUAUAGCAAGUUAUUUAAUGUUGUGUUCUUUUCUAAUAGCACUGUUCACAACCUGAAGCCAGAAUUGAAUGAGAUUUUUGCUGAUAAGUGUUCUCUUAUAUUAGAAUCAGCUUUGUUUAUGCUGGACAUUAAGAAAGAUAAUGUGAAAGAAUUUGUUAAGAAAGUAUCUGGGUUUGCCACAGCAGCUGGCUGCAAACCUUUAGAAACCUGUGAUGAUCUUCAGGACUCAUAUCUCAAGUUUUAUUUUGAACGAUGACCAAUGUUGACACUGGGUUUGGACGCAAAAUGUGAUAGGACAUUAUUAUACAGUUAAAUUAUUUUCCAUAAGAUUUAUUCCUUUUUCAAGCUACUAGUGUAUUUAAAAAUAAAGGAAUUAAAUUUUUAA